Molecule: messenger RNA, 3553 nt
Organism: Pelobates fuscus (common spadefoot toad)
Lineage: Eukaryota; Metazoa; Chordata; Amphibia; Anura; Pelobatidae
Gene: CYLD
Product: CYLD lysine 63 deubiquitinase
Exons: 18
Coding region: 408-3341 (977 amino acids)
Biological process (GO): regulation of mitotic cell cycle; regulation of intrinsic apoptotic signaling pathway; positive regulation of extrinsic apoptotic signaling pathway
Cellular component (GO): cytosol
Molecular function (GO): K63-linked deubiquitinase activity; cysteine-type deubiquitinase activity
Source: RefSeq, a predicted model, not a curated record
CCGAGCCAGCUCGAAGGUUAGGUUGUCACUGAGCGAGCUGUAGUGUUGUAAAUAUGAGGUAGUCGUUUUUAUUUAUAGAAACAGAUUCAUUAUGGAUUCAGAGCUCCGUACCCGCGAGGUGUUAUUGCCAUGAGGGGUGUAGUAUGAGCAACCCAUGUGAUAUAUAUGUGAUCCACCUUGUUUAUUGUUCCAGCACCGCGUUAUACAGGGUGACUGUCUGAGGCUGACUUGCAGGGGCUUUCUGACAAGUGUCCAGCGUAACAGCAUGCCCUAUUCAUCGAGGUCACUUGCCCACUCGUAUCUUAUCAUGUAUAUGGCACUGUCAAGGUUUGGAUCAUCUACUGGAAUACUUGACUCUGAGUCUUGGAUUUAUUGAACUUUUGUCAACCAUAUCUCACCACAUCAUCAUGACAUCAAAUCCCUGGGUGCAAGAGAAAAGUAGCUCCACUUAUUGGGAAGAGCGGAUAUUUUACAUAUUAAUCCAAGAGAGCAGUUUGGUUGACAAACAAACCCAAAAACAGAUCAAGAUUCCCAGAGGAAGCAUUGGUCAAUAUGUCCAAGAGCGUUCUGCACUGGCACACAGCAGGGGCAUCCCUUCCUCUAAGAGUAAAAAGUUACAGAUUGCAUUAAAGAUACUGGAACAACCGCAUGCUCUCCUCUUUGUAGAAGAGAAAGAAGUUAUUGAAAUAACAGAGAAGUUGGCUGAAGUUCUUUUGGCUGUUACCAACUGCGAGGAGAGAUAUAGCCUGUUCAAGAACAAAGUCAGACUUUCAAAAGCACUUCAGAUUGAGCCUGGUUCAGCUGUGAGGGUAUAUCUUAGGCCUGGAGAGGGACCUUUCCCAGGAGUUGUUCGUUAUAGGGGACCACUGCUUCCUGAACGUUCGGUCACUGGCAUAUGGUUUGGGGUGGAGUUACUGGAAGAUGGCCGGGGUCAAGGAUUUACAGAUGGCUCUUAUCAAGGGAAACAUCUUUUCCGCUGUGAUGACGAGUGUGGAGUGUUUGUGGCUCUGGACAAGUUGGAGUUGUGUGAGGAAGAUGAUGAAGAAGUGGAGUGUGACUAUGCAUCCCCUGUGGACUCCAGCCAGUCAGAAAUCCCUCCAUUGGAAAUAAACUCCAGAGUAUCUUUGAAAAUUGGGGAAGGCAUGGAGUUUGGAACAGUUAUAUUUUGUGACGUCCUUCCAGGAAAAGAAAGUCUUGGCUACUUUGUUGGUGUAGAUAUGGAUAAUCCUAUAGGAAACUGGGACGGGAGAUAUAAUGGAAUUCAGCUGUGUAGUUUUGCUAGUGUGGAGAGCACUCUUCUCCUGCACAUCAAUGAUAUUAUACCAGAACCUGUAACCCAAGAACGGAGGCCUCUAAAACUUGCUUUUACUUCAAGGUGUGGCAGUGAAAAAAGCUUGUCAAAUCACAGCAAACCAAAGGUCACAGCAGGAUCUACCUCUGAUUCAGGAAGCAGGAACCGUUCAGAAUUUUUUUAUACUUUAAAUGGCAGCUCGGGUGAAACACCACACCAGCAGAAAACAAAGAACACUUGGUACAUUGAAGAAGGGUCUCGUGAUCGAUCACCCCGAGGAACUUCUGGCAUUCAGGAAAGUAGCCGCUGUGAUAUUGUUGAAGAUUCUGCAAAAUCACUGACAGAGACUUCCCCAGCAGCUUACGGACAUUGCUCUCCACCUCUACAACCUCCUACAAGCAGUUGCUCCCCGAGUGAAAACAGAUUCCACUCCCUACCGUUCAGCCUCUCUAAGAUGUCCAGCACUAAUGGCACUAUGGGACACACACCCCUCUCCUUAUCAGUGCAGUCAGUCAUCGGAGAGCUAAACAAUGUAUCCCUCCAGGACAGCCCACCUGGACUUCCCCACAUAUCCAAUCUGCAUGGCCUCGAGGUGGGAUCGCUUGCUGAAGUAAAAGAAAAUCCUCCUUUUUAUGGGGUGAUCCGUUGGAUUGGUCAGCCUGCAGGAGUCAACGAGAUGUUGGCUGGACUAGAACUGGAGGAUGAGUGUGCAGGAUGCACAGACGGCACUUUUAAAGGAUCAAGACAUUUCACAUGUGCCCCAAAGAAAGCACUUUUUGUAAAGUUGAAGAGUUGCCGGCCAGACUCCAGAUUUGCAUCUCUUCAGCCUGUAUCUAACCAGAUUGAGCGAUGCAACUCUCUAGCCUUCGGAGGAUAUUUGAGUGAAGUAGUAGAAGGGAAUACCCCUCCAAGAAGUGAAAAAGAAGGACUUGAAGUCAUGAUAGGGAAGAAGAAGGGCAUUCAGGGACACUACAACUCCUGCUAUCUUGAUUCAACAUUAUUCUGCCUAUUUUCCUUCAGCUCUGUCCUGGACUCUGUCCUGUUAAGGCCGAAAGAGAAAACUGAUGUAGAAUAUUACAGUGAAACGCAAGCACUACUAAGGACGGAGAUUGUGAAUCCUCUUAGAAUAUAUGGAUAUGUCUGCGCUACCAAAAUUAUGAAAUUGCGAAAAAUUCUGGAAAAAGUAGAGGCUGCGUCAGGAUUCACUUCAGAGGAAAAAGACCCAGAAGAAUUUCUGAACAUAUUAUUCCAUCACAUAUUACGAGUGGAUCCUCUGUUAAAAAUAAGAUCAGCUGGCCAGAAAGUGCAAGAUUGCUAUUUCUAUCAGAUCUUCAUGGAUAAAAAUGAAAAUGUUGGGGUCCCGACCAUCCAGCAACUCCUCGAGUGGUCAUUUAUCAACAGUAGCUUAAAGUUUGCUGAGGCUCCAUCUUGUUUAAUAAUCCAGAUGCCUCGAUUUGGGAAAGACUUCAAAAUGUUUAACAAGAUAUUUCCUUCUUUGGAUCUGAACAUUACAGAUUUGCUUGAAGACACUCCCCGGCAGUGCCGGAUCUGUGGAGGACUAGCAAUGUAUGAAUGCAGAGAAUGCUACGAUGACAGUGAUAUUUCUGCAGGAAAAAUCAAACAGUUUUGUAAAACUUGUAACACGCAGGUACACCUUCACCCGAAGAGGCAGCAUCAUAAGUUCAACCCGGUUUCCCUUCCCAAAGAACUUCCGGAUUGGGACUGGAGGCAUGGUUGCAUACCUUACCAAAAGAUGGACUUGUUUGCCGUCCUCUGUAUUGAAACUAGUCAUUAUGUGGCAUUUGUCAAGUAUGGCCGGGACGAUUCUUCUUGGGUUUUCUUUGAUAGCAUGGCAGACCGGGAUGGUGGCCAGAACGGGUUUAACAUUCCACAAGUUACCCCGUGUCCUGAGGUUGGGGAAUAUCUUAGAAUGUCCCUGGAGGAACUUCAUGCCUUAGACUCUCGGAACAUUCAGGGCUGUGCUCGAAGGCUUUUGUGUGAUGCAUACAUGUGCAUGUACCAGAGUCCCACAAUGAGCUUAUACAAGUGAACAUUUUUCACACAAUAAAAUGGUUAUUUCACAACUACUAUCAGUGUGGCAGACUGAACCUAUCCAUUUCACACUCUAAAAUUGUUCUGUUAUCUCUACAUCUGUUUGCUGCCAGUCUUCUGUGACAAAAAAAAUAAAAUAACAAACUUCACAUAAUUCAGUUGAAAAAUAAGUCAAUUCCAGAAGGAAAGAAAUAUGUUGUUUUUACUUUU